CAAAACCACGACGCAGAAUCUAUGAAAAACACAACACGCGGAAUUUAUGAAUUGGAUGAAAAAAAUUUACAGGAAAUCUAAUCUUUUCAGAAAUAUCGAAAAACAAAAAAUCAAAAGAUUUUUUUCAGCGCCCAAAUAAGGAAAAUUAUUAUUGAUCAUCAGACAGUUGGAAAAAUGGUUGAUUUAUGACGGCCAAAACGACGACGACGACACCCUUGAUCGACGGCCAUAAAAAAAAAUCAGCUCGAUCAACAGUGUAAUUCCAUAUUUUCUUCGAUGUUUUUUUUUGACGAGAAAAUUAGUUCGAACUAGUUUUUUUUUGUCUUUUGAUCAUCGGAAAUUUUCAUCAUCAAUGUGGUUAUGUGUGUUUGUAUGUGUGCGUGUGUGUGUUAUUAUGUAUGCAGGUAUUCGACAAAUAAAUUAUCGAUGACAAGCCUGAUUGAUGAACUGCUAUUGAACACACACACACACAAUCGAUCUAUUGAAUGAUCUGAAUGACCUAAAAAAUUAGUUUAGAUCAUCUCAUUAUUAUCAUUUAAUUUGUCGUUGUUGUUUUUUUUUGGGAUUAAAUUGAAAAUUCUAUCAAAAUUGCUUGGAAUAUUGCAGUCGAGAAUUAUUUCAUUGAUACCGGUACAGGUGAUACCGGUAACAUAUCUGAUUUAACAAACGAAAAUAACGCAACAAUAAUAACCGGUGAUAUUGACAACAACAAUAAUACCAUACCGAUAACAAAAAUAACCGGUUCUGAUCCAAUGAGCUCGUAUCAAUUUGUCAAUUCAUUAAGCUCGUGCUAUGGGCCGAGCCGUGGAGAUAAUGGUACGGCUGCAGCCGCAGUGGCAGCCGAUUAUUAUUCACAACAAAUGUAUAAUAGUUGGUCAUCAAAUCCGUCUGCGGCUGCUGCAUCAGCGGCUGUUGUCGCUGCAGCCGCUGCUGUAGGUCAAUCACCAACAUCAUCACCAUAUACGGCUUAUUUACAACAGAAUGGUGGUGGUGGUGGACCAGGACCAGGUCCAGGUGGUCAAGAUCAUCACCAUCAACAACAUCAUAAUUCUCAUCAAACAUCACAUCCAUUAUCUGCAACACAUCAUCGUGACAUUUAUAAUACGGCCGCAGCAGCGGCAGCGGCAGUAUGUUCACAACAACAACAACAACAACAAACCCUAGUUGGUGGCCAACAACCAGUGGUAACAAAUAACCGUUUGGCUAAUAGUCAUCAUCAUCAUCAUCAUCAUCAAACAAAUAAUCAGCAACAACAACAACAAUUAAUGCAAUCACAAUUAUCACAAUUACAGCAACAAGCGGCUGUUGUUGCUGCUACGAGGCAAUCAAAUACAUCACCAUCAUCAUUAAGCUGUAAAUUUGGUAUUGGUGAUCCAUCACAAUCACCACAAGAUCUCAGUACAUCAAGUGGUGGUGCUGGUCAAUCACCGGAACCGCAAACACCAACACAGCCACCAUCAUCAUCAUCAUCAUCAAUAAAUAUAGCACCAUCACAACAACAACAACAACAACAAUCGACUGGUUCACAUCGUAUUAAUGCCGAUAAUCAAUCGGUAACACGUGUUAAUCAUUCUAAUCAAAAUUCCAGUAGCUCAACAACCGGUAAUAAUGGAUCUGGUGCAACAAACAACAACAACAACAACAAUAACAGUCAUAAUAGUAAAUUCAAUUCAAAUAAUAGCAACAACAAUAGUAAUCCACCACAUAUAUAUCCGUGGAUGAGAAAAGUACAUGUUGGCCAAACUGGAGUGAAUUCAAUGGGCGAAACAAAACGACAACGUACAUCAUAUACCCGAUAUCAGACAUUAGAAUUGGAAAAAGAAUUUCAUUUUAAUCGUUAUCUAACACGAAGACGUCGUAUUGAAAUUGCACAUUCAUUAUGUCUUAGUGAACGGCAGAUAAAAAUUUGGUUCCAGAAUCGUCGUAUGAAAUGGAAAAAAGAACAUAAAAUGCAAAGCGUUAUACCACCACAAUUACCUCAAAUGCUUGGCCCAAUUGAUCAUCAUCAUUUACAUCAUCAUUUACAUGGUGAAACAAAGAUAUUUUCGGCUUUAAAUUAAUGGAAAUAUUGGAAUGAAAUAAAUCAAAAUUUGGAUUUAUUUAUGCAAAAAACCGGUCGGUCAUUUUAGUCGUCUUCAUCAAUCAGAACUAACUAACUAUAAAUAAAAAUAAAUACACGUGGAAACAAAUUGAUAAAAAAAAA
Molecule: messenger RNA, 2203 nt
Organism: Dermatophagoides farinae (American house dust mite)
Lineage: Eukaryota; Metazoa; Arthropoda; Arachnida; Sarcoptiformes; Pyroglyphidae
Biological process (GO): positive regulation of transcription by RNA polymerase II; anterior/posterior pattern specification
Cellular component (GO): nucleoplasm; nucleus
Molecular function (GO): RNA polymerase II cis-regulatory region sequence-specific DNA binding; DNA-binding transcription factor activity, RNA polymerase II-specific
Source: RefSeq, a predicted model, not a curated record